This is a messenger RNA of Chaetura pelagica (chimney swift), 2056 nucleotides long. It is a transcript of the gene SCAI, whose product is annotated as suppressor of cancer cell invasion. Lineage: Eukaryota; Metazoa; Chordata; Aves; Apodiformes; Apodidae. Bases 1 to 1701 code for a protein of 566 amino acids. Gene Ontology annotation, biological process: DNA-templated transcription. The record is from RefSeq and is a predicted model, not a curated record. The transcript is spliced from 17 exons. Gene Ontology annotation, cellular component: nucleus. Gene Ontology annotation, molecular function: transcription corepressor activity.
AUGUCAUCAGGAGGAGCUGAAGAUGAUAUUCCUCAAGCAGAGAGGAAAACAGUGACAGACUUUUGCUACUUACUGGAUAAAUCUAAACAGCUCUUCAAUGGCUUAAGGGAUUUACCUCAGUAUGGGCAGAAGCAGUGGCAGUCCUAUUUUGGGCGAACAUUUGAUGUUUACACCAAACUCUGGAAGUUUCAGCAGCAGCACCGACAAGUAUUGGACAAUCGGUAUGGGUUGAAGCGGUGGCAAAUUGGGGAAAUUGCUUCCAAGAUUGGGCAGCUCUAUUACCAUUAUUACUUGCGCACUUCAGAAACCAGCUAUCUCAAUGAAGCCUUCUCCUUCUAUUCAGCCAUUAGGCAGAGAUCAUACUACUCCCAAGUCAACAAAGAAGACAGGCCUGAAUUGGUGGUUAAGAAGCUGCGUUACUAUGCAAGGUUUAUAGUGGUUUGUCUCUUGCUCAACAAAAUGGAUGUUGUAAAGGACCUUGUGAAGGAGCUGUCAGAUGAAAUUGAAGACUACACUCAUCGUUUUAAUACUGAGGAUCAGGUGGAGUGGAACCUGGUUCUUCAGGAAGUGGCAGCAUUUAUUGAGGCAGACCCUGUCAUGGUUUUAAAUGAUGACAACACCAUUGUAAUCACCUCUAACAGGCUUUCUGAAACAGGAGCUCCAUUGCUGGAGCAGGGAAUGAUAGUGGGACAACUUGCUCUUGCAGAUGCACUGAUUAUUGGGAACUGCAACAACCAGGUCAAGUUCAGUGAAUUAACAGUUGAUAUGUUCCGAAUGCUACAAGCUCUUGAAAGGGAACCAAUGAAUUUAGCAUCACAAAUGAACAAGCCUGGGAUGCAGGAGUCCACGGAGAAACCAGCCAGGCGUGAAAACCCCCACAAAUACCUGCUGUAUAAACCAACCUUUAGCCAGCUAUAUACCUUCUUAGCAGCAUCAUUUAAGGAGCUGCCUGCAAACAGUGUGCUGCUGAUCUACCUGUCUGCCACGGGCGUGUUUCCAUCAGGUCGUUCGGAUAGUGAAGGUCCAUAUGAUUUUGGUGGUGUCCUGACAAACAGUAACCGGGACAUUAUCAACGGGGACGCCAUCCACAAGCGGAACCAGGCGUACAAGGAGAUGCACUGUCUUCACCCUGGAGAUCUCUACCCUUUCACAAGAAAGCCCCUGUUUAUCAUUGUGGACUCUUCAAACAGUGUUGCCUAUAAGAAUUUCACAAACUUAUUUGGACAACCCUUGGUGUGCUUGCUUUCUCCAACAGCAUAUCCAAAAGCUUUGCAAGACCAGUCUCAGCGGGGCAGCCUCUUCACGCUCUUUCUGAACAAUCCUUUGAUGGCNUUCCUGUUUGUCUCUGGAUUGUCAAGCAUGCGCAGGGGACUGUGGGAGAAGUGCCAGGAUUACCUGAGGAAGAUCAACCGGGACAUUGCCCAGCUGCUGACCCACUCCCGCUCCGUGGAUCAGUCCUUUCUGCAGUUUUUUGGGGAUGAAUUUCUUCGCCUGCUUCUGACGAGGUUUAUCUUCUGCUCAGCCACCAUGAGGAUGCACAAAAUUUUCCGGCAGGAGACCCGAAAUUACCCAGAAUCUUACCCUCAGCUGCCGAGAGAUGAAACGGUGGAGAAUCCUCACCUCCAAAAGCACAUUUUGGAGCUGGCUUCCAUCCUGGAUGUUAGGAAUGUUUUCCUGGAAAACACCCUCGAUGACUAUUAGAAGAAACUGUCUUAUUGCAAAGGGGUUUCCCUGACCACAGAUUUUGAAUGGUGCAGUUUUAUAAUGUGAAAAUCAUAAAAGGAAGUACUUGAUUUUAUUUUUAAAUUUAGGACCAUUAUUUUAAAAAGUAAUACUGAAACAGCUGUUAGUGUAGCUGUUCCAUUCUGUAUGGGGUCAAUUUUAUAAGCAGAAGUUUUUCGUGUCUUUUAAAUGUUAAACUAAAGAAACACUAGAGAUUUAUUUCUGGUCUUGUGGCUGUCAACCACAUUUCCAACAGUUGAUCCUAAGCAUAGAAGUAUUAUUGGUUACCUUUAGCCCACGUUUUUGGAAAUCCUUUAUUUUUAUACAAUUUUAA